AUGACAAUACCAUUUGCUUCAGAAUCCCUUUUUAUAAAUGGCGUUCUACAACCUCUUAGCGACUUAAGCAUACACUUGGCUUUUGGAACAAGUGGUCCUUCUACCUAUAGUGGUGGCGUUGCAUCUAGCCACUGCGAAGUCAAAGUUAAAAGCUUUAAUUUUACUGAGAAGCACAAGUAUGAAAACGGAGAGUGGAGACAAAAUAUAUCGUUCUCAGUUUAUACCCAAGACACAGAUUGUUACAACGUUAAUAGUCACGAAACCCUGCGGUUGAUGACUGGUGGAACAAAUGGGGUUGGCAGUAAAAUGUUUGAGCAGGUUUCCUUGCCAGAUAUUCGGAUACAUGUACGAGAAACAAACCAGCAAUGGAAAGGACGAUCAUCUGCAGUAAGAGCAGACCCGCACAUGUAUACAUUUGAUGGAAAAUCAUAUGAAUGUCAGACCUCAGGAGAGUUCAUAAACUAUAGGAAUCAACAGCACUUACAAUGGAUUCAGUCAAAGCAUCACCUAUGUUGGCCGUCUUUCAACGGUGCUUGGUGCGUCUGUGCAGUUGCUGCAAGAGCCGGAAGAGAUGUCUUCCUUGUGGAUCUCUGUGAGGAAAAUGGCGUUAUAAACUUUGAGAUGUGUGAGGACAAUAUUUUAAAAGUGACAAAAAUUCAUGACAAACACUAUAAGGUACAUUUCCCCACUGGAACGUCCCUCUCUAUUUACAUCACAGACUGGAAUGGGUAUUUCAUCAUUGACUUGGAAAUCAUUCCGUCUCCGUUGGAUAUCGGGAAGGCCGAAGGCUUGUGUGGUUACUUUGAUGGUUCAAUGGAGAACGACUUUAAACGGAGAGAUAGUAACAUCACAGAUAGCAUAGACCUGAUGUAUCCGACCGAUUUCUAUGAUUCUUGGAGAAUACGAGAUAUUGAGAAUCUGUUGAGGGGUGACAGUUCGGUUUAUAGCAAACUGGAAUCCAUAUCCAGCAUUCAAGUCCCUCAGUGCACUUGUACCGAGAGUGGUAAAACAGAAUGUUCCUACAGCACAUCCUCACCCUGUAACUCAAACCGAGGCAAACAAUAUACCUGUAACGUUCAUCUUCUGCAAACCAGAAGGCGAAAACGUGACCUACCUGGAAAGACAGUUCAAGAGCCUUUAUUGAGAAACAAACGAUCCGUUACUUACGUACAAACAGAAGAUUAUGCCGAGACAGUCUGCUUGCAGGCUUUUAAAAACUCGACAGAAUAUAGUACAUGUCAGCAGUAUGUUACUGAUCUCAGUAAUGUUACUCUGUCUAACUGUAUCGAAGACAUCAAGUUGACAGGCAAUGAUAGCUUAACACAGAUCCAUAUUGAAGCUGCUUUACAACAAUGCACCGAGUUUGUUUUGUUAAAUGCAACACUACAGGAAACAGAACCCAAUGUCACGUACACAAUACAAAACCUCUGUCCUAGCAAUUGUAGCAGUCAUGGAACUUGUAAUGGAGGAAACUGUACUUGUGACACCGGUUAUGGGGGAAGUGAUUGCUCGUUUGAUUUACUCGGUCCGCCUACAGUAACAGGUGUACCCAGUGCUGGUCUGUGUGAUCUUUCCAGUAAAGAUUGCAGCGAGGCUACUAUGUUUGGAAAGUACUUUGUUGAAAAUAUGGACUCCCUUUGUUAUAUCAGUGUAAAACAGUGUUGA
This is a messenger RNA of Saccostrea echinata, 1665 nucleotides long. Its product is annotated as von Willebrand factor D and EGF domain-containing protein-like. The record is from RefSeq and is a predicted model, not a curated record. The coding region runs from base 1 to 1665 and encodes 554 amino acids. NCBI's taxonomy places the organism in Eukaryota, Metazoa, Mollusca, Bivalvia, Ostreida, Ostreidae. The transcript has 10 exons.